This is a messenger RNA of Penicillium brevicompactum, 1080 nucleotides long. Its product is annotated as tyrosinase family protein. Gene Ontology annotation, molecular function: oxidoreductase activity. The transcript is spliced from 4 exons. Bases 1 to 1080 code for a protein of 359 amino acids. NCBI's taxonomy places the organism in Eukaryota, Fungi, Ascomycota, Eurotiomycetes, Eurotiales, Aspergillaceae. The record is from RefSeq and is a predicted model, not a curated record.
AUGUUGCUUGCCAUUCAUACCCUGUUUAUGUCAAUUAUCAGGGGCAUCCAGCUCAUGAUGUGCCCCGUAGAGUCCCCCGCGCCUGGCCAAUGUUCUCCAGAGCAAGUUACUACGCGACAAGAAUGGAGCGAAUUGACGGCGAAUGAGCGCUUGGACUACAUCGAUGCAGUAAAAUGCAUGAAUAAAUUGCCACCGAAGCUGGCAACAUCGCUGUAUCCAGGCGUACACAACCGCAGGGAAGACUUUGUUGCUACGCACAUCAACUAUACCACCCACAUCCACGCUAGUGGAAUUUUCCUGGGCUGGCAUCGGCACUUCAUCUGGCUGUGGGAGCAGGCUCUUCGGAAUAAAUGCCAAUACACCGGAUCACUCCCAUAUUGGAAUUGGGCACUUUGGGCAUCCGAUAUGACUACCAGCCCACUGUUCGACGGCAGCAACACCUCACUUGGCAGCGACGGCGAACCUGACCCGACGCAAAUCGUACCGGGCGUGGCAGGAUUGGGACUUCCCCAAGGUAAUGGGGGUGGAUGCGUGCACUCGGGGCCUUUUACGGAUCUGGAGAUUCAUUUGGGGCCCUUCCACUUUCCCAAAAACCACCAGCUGCCGGAGAAUGCCUUUGCGGACAAUCCGAGAUGCUUGACGCGCAACAUCAACAACCACGUCUCCCGCCUGUAUAUGAAUCAGACUGUGGUCGAUCGGCUGCUGGCGUCCCGUGAUAUUGUUGACUUCCAACACACCAUCGACCACGGGCCGAUUGAGAGUCCAAGUCAAAAACGAGGCCCUCACCCGUCAACUCACAUUUCGCUCGGCAUGGAUUUGGAGGACCUCUUUGCGUCACCCCAAGAUCCAUCAUUUAUGCUCCACCACGGGAUGGUCGAUCGAAUGUGGACGAUGUGGCAGGCAGCUGACGAGCGGGAUCGCCGGUGGGCGCUGAAUGGAACCGGUCUCUUGAACAACCCACCAACAGCCCCGUUAAUCACCUUGGACUCCUGGGUUGAGUUUGGAGCUCUUGAUGAGCCCAAGCAGCUGCGAAAGCUAAUGGACCCGCUGGCUGCACCUCAUUGCUACCGCUAUUCGUGA